CAACAUAUACACAUAUCAUCAACUUUCCACACCUGUGGAUAUCUCACACUAGAUCAGAAGCUAGUAUGCACAUGAAAAACGUUCUCAUAACAUUUUUACAAAAAGGUGUGGAUCACUGGCCAAAAUCCCGAGUAGUAGUCCAAGCACAGAAUGGUUGAAGACCAUACCUCAUCUUGCCUUCAACUCUUGCUCAGCUCCCACCUAUAAACCUAUCUACUGCUGCUGCUGAUGAUCUGCUUACACAUAGCAUAAGCAGAGAAGAAGAAUAAAAGAGGGUCAGCUCAUAGCUGAGUGAGAUAAUCAUAGCAUCGUGAGUUCAUAACAGAGCAUACCCCUACCAUACAUCUAGGAAACAAGCCAAAGCACUGGGAUCAUAUCUCAGCUCUCUGACAUCCCAAUAGGCAAAAGACUCAACCACCUUGACUUAUGCAUAUGCAUCUUAUCAUGUUUUACUUAUAGGCGCCUGGCUACUCCCAUGCUAAUAACUCUCCCGGGAAACAUACCCCACAUCCUGUCGGAUGUAGUCAUACAUACCCCAACAUCCCGUCGGAUGUGGUCAUACAUACCCCACACCACUUUGGGUGUAGUCAUAUCCCGACACCGCUCUGGGUGUGGUCAUAUCUCAUAAGAAUUCUUCAGUCACCACCACAUGAGAGGUGUGACUAUCAUACAUAUCAUAAUAGAGUAAUAGCAUAGGGAGCCCUAAUUACUAUGUAGUUGACCGUGAGACCACAACACUCAUAUUCGGCAUCCUUAUACAUGAUUCCUAUCUCAUCUUGCUUAAUCAUAAUUCUUUACUUACACAUGUACUUGACCUGGCCACAAUUGGCUCAACAUAGGUAAAUCAGGAGUCGUAUAAUUGCACUUCCUCGGGAUAAACCCUCGUGCAAGUCAUCCUCCUUAAAACAUCAUAAUAUUACCAGGGAAUAUAUAUCUUCCCACUUGUGCAUCCAAAUACAACAAUCAUGAAAAAUCAUAUCCAAUCGCCUUCUCGAACCAUCAUAAGGCAUAUUCACAAUUCAACCCACAUCUGGCAACAUAUAUAGAAUCAUGAACAUAAACAAGGUCCAUAUCGUUUAGGGCAAGUCAAUAAUAUCAUACAGAAGCCUAUAGUUCAUCAUAUAGCAGAAAAGUCCAUACACCCCUAAUCAUGUCAUUCUAAUUCACCUAGGUCAAUUCUAAGCAUCAAUAUAAUUAUCGUGAUACGACAAACCCGGUAUGCCGUGCUAAUCCCUCACCAGUUCUGGUCGUUCAAACACCGGUUCUAGCCUCCUGUACUUAAACGUCAAUUUCACGAAGGAACCCCGAAUUAAAAUCCGAGACCGUCCUAAUAUCCCCUGCAGUAUCCCCGUCAAUAUUAGUUCUAGGCUCCGGGUCAAAUUCUUGAUAAAAACACAUCAAACCCUGGCCGGAGCUAAAUUCAGCGGUUUGGACCCCGGCCUAAAUAAUAGCCGAAAUUCAGGGAUUAGAACUAGAGGAUUGAUUACCUCGCUGCAGGAAGCUCGUAUAUGAAAUUUGGGCUCAAUCCGGCUUCCGGAUACUCCAAAACCCUAAUUUGGCUUAUCGGGAAUUCAAGAAAUUCCUGAACCAAAAACUCGUUUUAAAGCUCUAAAUCGAUAAAUCAUGAUGUAAGGAUGGAUUAGGCAUUACUUACGGGAUUUUUGGAUCACCAUAGGUUAAGAAUCAAGCUCCGCAAAUUUCUCUCCAUCCCACUCCGUGCGCUCUGCUUUUCUCGGUCCCAGAAAAUGAAAGAAUGGGACGAAAGGUUAAUGAUAGGAAAUAGACAGGGGAAAUGUAUAUAGUGUAAACAAAGCGGUUCGGCCGCUUAUGAUUUAUUUUAUAUUAAUUAUAUAUAUAUAUAUAUAUAUAUUAUAUAUAUAAUUAAUACGUAUACUUAUCCGAUCGAUCAAUAAUCCGAUUUUCGUCGAAAUACUAUCAAAACACUCGAUUUUGAAUCGCGAACUUUCUAGCGAUCGAGAUAUGGGUUUUGCCGGAAUGGGAUGUUACACAAACUGCUGAAUAUGGACCCUACUUUGUGUGGAAAUGAAAGAAAGUUGCAGGUGCUAGAACUCGAGGAGUGGCGUCUUCAUUAGGGGUGGGCACCGGUUCGGUUUGGUCAAAACUGAACCAAAAUGGAGCAUACCGGGUCUCCGAUGUCAUCUAAACCCCAAACAGAAUUCGAACCAAAAUAUAUUUUGGUUCGGUCAGUCCAAACCGAAAUAUAUAUCGGUUCGGUCUGGUUUUCAUGCUCAACCCGAAACCCUUCCUUCCUUUUGUCUUUUAAUCUGCCUUCUGCAACCCCUCUCACUUUCUUUUUCCUUUUUCGACAGAUCCAUUACCCUCUCUCUCUCCCAUUCCCAUUAAUUUUCUACCUCUCCAAUUCUCCAUCUCUCCUUUUUUCCAAUCUUCCCGUACAACAUCAAACCACCAAAAUCAAUUCUGACCCAGAUGGAGGGGAGGAAGGGAAGUGGAUAUGGCGGCAAGGAGUAACGAUGAGAGAGAAGGAAGGGAAGUGGUACACCACCGUUGAGCACAUCGCCGCCAAGAUGUCAACAUUAGAAUCGUCGGUGGUAGAUCUCCUUUCCUCUCCUUCCCUGGCUGAGGUCUUCCUGGUUAAGAUCGGCUCCAGUCGCGACGGCGCUCAAGGAUUGGGAUGUCUUGACUCGGAUUCUCUUCUCUAGGCAGCAACGGCGAGAGAUGAUAGAUGAGAGGUGUUCUUUGUUUGUUGUCUGCAGAGAGAGGCGAGAGGGAUCAUGGGCUAGGGUUGUGUGAUUCAUUAUUUGGAUUUUGGGCUCAUGAGGGUAAGUCUUUUGGGCUUGUUGGGGGACUGGGCUAUGAUGAUUAUUGGGCUGGGCAGCAUGUUUCGGUUUGUCGGUUCAAAAUUUGGAACCUCGGUUCGAUCAAAAGAACCAUGGUUUCCGAAUUUUGCACGUUCUCCUUCCGAAUUUUGAACCCACUAACACUAAUUUGGUUUUGGUUCGGUUUAAAUCGGUUUUGGUUUGGGUCGGGUUUACCGAACUGUAUGCCCACACCUAGUCUUCAUGCCUAUGAGAACACCAAGAUCUACAAGGAGAAGAUGAAGAGCCUGCAUGAUGCUAGACUAAAAGGGGGGAAAGACUUUCAAUCAGGGGAGCAGAUGCUUUUGUACAACUCUCGGUUACUUCUAUUCCCCAGGAAGCUGAGAUCGAAAUGGUCAGGCCCAUAUACGGUCAACCGAGUGUUUCCAUACAAAGUGGUGGAGAUUUCCCACCUGGAGCAAGGGAUCUUCAAAGUAAUCGGACACCGCCUCAAACGUUACCUUGGAGGUGAGGUAAUGCCCCAAAAGGAGGUGGUGCUCAUACAAGAUGUUUAGUCUGAAGUCACCGUCUAGCUUAAGACAUUAAACUAGUGCUAGUUAGGAGGCAACCCAGCAGAGGUUAGUCCUUUUAUCAUGAUGUGGAAUAUUGUUAUGUGUAAUAACCUCGCAUCGGGUGAUAAUGUGCUAGGUUUGUGUUUUGCUUUGUCUUCUUUUUGGAAGCUUAAAUUUCCUACCCUAGAAACCGUCCCACUUUCACUUUCCAAGCCUUGUGGUAACAUCACCCCCUAUUUUAUGCCAUUGAGGGCAAUGUCGAGCUUAAGUGCGUGUGUGUGUGUGUGGGGGGGGGGGGGGGGGGAGUUAGUUUAUUAUUGUGCUUGUGUUUGUGAUUGAUUGCUUGGGGCCUUGAUGUAAGCCCAAAUUUUCAAAAAUUUGAGGGCUCCAAGCAUUGCAUGAUCAAAGUGGCUGGUCUCUGGGUGAAUCUCAUGUUUAUUGGCAUUGACCUUGAAUGGAUUUCAUGUAAUUGAGUGUGUCCUAUGAUGAUGACUGAGAGUUUCUUUAGGUGUGUGCAAAAGUUUAGUUCUCGUGUGUGCAAAAGUUUAGUUCUCGUGUGUGCUUAAACGAAUGGAUGUCUUAACUUGGUUACUCUUUGAUCACAAUUGCCUUGCAUAGAAUUUUGUGAAAUUGCAAUAGAUGAUUGGGUAAUUAGGUAGACAUGUGAGUUUGGUUCCGAUCGUCUUCUUCUUGUGUGCUUAGAUCCCUCUUACCGUGGAAAUCAACAUUCACCGUUGUCACUAGUUAGUAUGAUGGAGGCAUAGGAUUAGUUCACGCCCAACAAGUUGACUGUCCCGAAACAUUUUAUCCUCUAGCCAACCCCUUUGAUCCUUGUGACUUUGGGGGUCUUUCUAAUGUUAGGAUCUUUGUGCUUAUUGAGUUUAAUGUUGAUUGCUAGAACGAAUCCCCUCCAUCCUUUCUUCGUGUCAAAACGUGAGUCGUCCUUGUGUCCCGGAGCUUUCCCUUUUUGAGCUCCAUUGAGGUCCUACAUAGGAGGAUUUCACACGGUUCUUGCUAUGAAAGAAAAGGUAGUGUUGGAGGAAGUUCUUAAUAGAGAGCAUUGUUCGUUAAGUGUUAAGUUGGAAAAUGUUUAACUCUCUAGUACCCCCUAAGAAAAAAAAAUGGAAAGUAGAAAAGAAAAGGGAACGAAAAAGAGGUAAUAAAACGAGGUAAAUAAAAGUAGAGAAUUGCCACAAAAGUCAAAGUGUAUGCUCUGGAUAGGGUUUCUUGGCACUCAAGCCAUUGAACCACCUAAGUAUUUAUUAACCUCCUUGACUACUAUGAUUGAGAUGUGGAUAGCAAGAAUAGACCGAGGAAGUGUGCUUGAAUGUAGUUCGUGGUUGGUAGUGGUUUGGAAGAAGGGAAUAGCGAUUUUUGGCCGAUGCUAGUGGCCGUUGAGUGUAGAGAAGGUUCAUAGUCGAAGCCAUAAAACCUUCAGUUUUAGGGUGAAGAUGUAGGACCUCCUGCUAUGUUUGCCACCACCCAAAAAGGUCUUUUCCCCAUGUCCAAGACAAUUGCCAGUCAUUUGAACCCGUGUCUAAGACCUUCGGACAAGCUAGUGAUGACAACCAUCUCGUGAACUCUAGCCUUUAGAGGUUGACGUCGUGGUGGAGAGACGAUGGGGAUGAAUGUUAUUGGUUCUGCACAUCUUUUGCACCAAAUGGUCCUGACCCCACUGGUCGAGAGUGAGUGAUCCAUUCAUGUUUUGCUAGUUCAUAUCUUACCCCGGCGAGGACCUAUGUUGCCCCAUCGUUUGUGCCUUGGACUUUAAAUCGAUGCAUGGUUAGUUAUGGCUGGUGAGUAGCUUUGUCGAGACUUGUGUUGGUUUGAGAACAGGGUGAGAAAUUUUCAUUUGCACGGUCUUUAUGCAUUUUGAAUUCUUUUGUGGUGGAUGUCAGUAUUGCAUGCGUCGGGUCAUGUGUUGAUGCCCAAUAGCCAUUGAGAUUCACCGCUUUGAGCCCUUUAAUAUGUCCCCAAGUUAUCUAGUCAAGUUGGAAUAUUACCUUGUUUGGAAAUGGUUUGCUUGGGGAAAAGCAAACAUCUAAGUGUGGGGGAGUGAUUUGGGUCCAAUUGUACACAUUUUAUCCCCGUUUUCCUUAGACGUUUGAUGCAUUUGUACUCCGUGAAGUGUGGUUUACGCUAGGUUGCGCCUUGUUUUAGUAUUUUCAUAUCCUAGUAUGUGGAACUGACCCUGGAUCGAAAGUAAGAUGAAAAGGAGCGAAAAUGAGUCAAAGGGUGGAAGCAACUGAGGAUCACGGCCAAUGAUGAUUUUUCACUGUCUUAGGAUCGUGAAAAGGGCUCCCAGACCGUGAAGCGCCAAGGGUCCAGGAGCAUUUUCACACCUUGCGAGCUCUCAUUCAGUUCACGGUCGUAAGAUUGUGAACCAAAUUCCCAGACCGUGAAUAAACUAAAUAAAACGAUGCAGAUCAGCUCGACAUCACGGUCCAGAAGAAAUGUUCACGGUCGUGAACUGGAAACGUGAACUGACCGCGACCUGGGUAGGGUGGAAGUAGUUUGGGUUGCGGGUUGUGGAUAAUCCGCAAACCGCACCAACCCGCACCUAUUGUGGGUAACCAUACCCACAAGUUGUGGGUAGUGGGUUGGGUGUGGGUAGUAAAAUAACGAUUUUUGUGGUUAGUGGUUAUCCACUACCCACCGCGGUUAACCCACAAUAACCACACUAAUUAUAUUUAUUUAGUGAAUUAACUUUAUAAUAUAAUGGUAUGUGAAAAGUGCGAGGAUAAAAAUUAAACUAGCCACCAAAUAAAAAAGACAUAUCUAAUCAGUUUUAUGUAAUAAUUUUUUAGUUUAUAAAACACUAUAAUCAAUAGAGUGGAGAAUAAUCAAUUCAUUAAAAGUGAACACCUUUUGUAACUUUUAUCAGUAUGUUUUUGCUGUGUGAAAAAAAUACAAGAUCAUAUUUAAUUGUCAUAUUUCACCCCUAGUCGGGGAAAUAUGAAAUCACAGCUCUCUGACACAAAAGUUGAAUACCAAACUCAAAAAGAAAAAAUCUCCACGUUGAGUAAGAUCGAUGUACAAAAUUGUAUCUUCACAAACAACACAAGUCUAUAUCAUUAUAGUCUAGUUACGAACAACAAAUAUGUUAGUGGCGAAUAGAACUCUAUGCUUGCAAAGAUGGAUUUUUGCGGGUAACCACACCCAACCCGCACAAACCCACAGUGGGUAGUGGUUACCCACCCACUAACCACUGCAGUGCGGGUUGUGGGUAGCAUAAUUGUAAAUUUAUGGGUGUGGGUACCCGCAAAAUGUGGGGCGGGUAACCACACCCACCCCAAUUUCCACCCCUAGACCUGGGUAUAAAAGGAGGGUUGAGCUAAAGGAAAAAAGGGGAGGAGACCUUGAGUGAGAAAACUUUCUUCUCAACAUUCUAGAGAAAGAAAGUGACGAGCAAGAAGGAAGAAGAGGCUAGGGUUUCACUCCAAGGCAAGGAUUUGGGAAAUUCUUCCCCAAAGUGAAGAUCUCUAUUACACAAGGAAGGAUUCAAGCAUCUCCAUGAUGUUUUGUUUCCCUUCUCCUUGUGUUUUUCCCUCUCCCAGCAUGGAGUAGUGUCCCUUUUCACUUGGGUGUUUGUGAACCCUAACUUCUACCAUGUGAUUGAUUGUAUGGAAUGAUUGUUUAUGUGUGGAUGUGUUUUAAUAUGAAUUUGGAUGUAUUUUCAUGGAAUAUUGUGUUGUGUGUUUGCCUAUCAAUCUAUUUUGCCAUUCUAACCUAGGUAGAGAGAAAACCCCAUUUUUGUGAAAGAGGCUUGUAAAGCUGGGUUUUCUUAAGCAAAUCUUGUCUCCUAUCUAGGUUAAUGUAGGGAAAGCCUCCUUAUUCGUAUUAGCACCUAGGUUGGUUGUGUUUUGGUCGUCCGAACUCCGAUUCGAGAGAGAAGGUUAGACAGUCCUUAGUCGAUUAGGCCAAGAGAGUUACCUUGGUAGCUUAAUCUGAAUUCCUUCGCUUAGAGACCGAGAGAGUGAUGUUCCAUCACUAGUGCACUUCCCUUACGGUUCACAACCACCUCCACCACACGUUUUCAUUCAUUCCGACAAGUCAUGGUAGGUAGUUAGGGGGAGCUACACCCGGGUGAAUCCUUCUCAUUUAGAGUCAAAACCAAUUACCUUUACGAUCAUUUUAAUUGUAGAUUGUAGUUUUCAACAAAAAACUAAUCGCUACUUAAUGUUUCAAACAAUCGAAAUUGGAGUACAUGGACUGUCUCCUAUCUAGGUUAAUGUAGGGAAACCCUCCUACGCCCGGGUUGAUAUUUAAACAUAUUUGCCCUAUAUUGCACCCAAUUAAGGUUUAUACUUGGGCCCUGAUUGGGAGUUUUAUUGUAAUAUUCGGGAAGAGUCAAACACUUAUUUACAACAAUAUUUUACUUUUUCUCUAAUGCAAUUCCAAUUUCUUUCUUUUUAUUUUUAUCUUUUGACAUAAUUUUUUUUGGUUGUGUAAAGAUGGAAAACCUUGAACUAGUUUUAGAUACAUAACCCCAAAAUUGAAAUGACCUUUUUCAAUCCCAUAGGUUUCAUGUAUGAAUUUUUGUGAUGAAUAUACACACGGUAUAUUCAGUACCACCAUGAUAUAUUUUUAUAAUAUAUAUUGCAUGACACCAUGAUUAGUGUGUUUAUUCUAAAAUAUAUUAAGGCGUAUGUCAUUUUAUAAAACAUAAUUAAUUUGAAAUUCAAGUUAAAGUUAAUGAGAUAUAGUCAGUUAAAAUUUGAUGAAAAAGUGGUUAUGCAUAAAUUUGGGACUAUACACUUAAGUUGUUAUCUCCAAAAUUCACAACAAUUUAUUUUUGUUUCCCAAAAAAUUUGAAGAGAAAUUUGGUUACGUGUUUCGUAUUUGAACUCUACUAAACCCCAAGCAUUCGUAAAAUUUCAUUUUCUAUUACCUCAUUUCUUUGGAAAACACAGCCCACAAAUAAAUGUAUUUUGACUUAGAUAAAGUCGAAAUCAUUCACGAAUCCAUUAAACUUUUGUUAGCCACUACUUUUUUUUCUUCUACUAACUAUCAAGACCGGCUCUAACACUUGCGAUAGUCCGUAUGCAACCAGACUAUAGAUGAAAGUGCUUGUUUUGCCACUACAUGGGAAGCUCUAUGAAUGUGCAUAUUUAUACAUAUUUUGACCCUCGAUUCUUGACCUUUUCUUGGGAUUUUUUAUAAGCGUGAUAUAUGUUUGUUUUAUAAUUAGGUGUUACUUAAGGAAUUCAAACCUCAAACCUCCAAAUUGCAGACCAGUGCUAGUAUCAUUAAACCAAACCUUUGCAUGUGACCGUUUCUUGACAAUUUACAUUGGGAACACCCUCUUGUUAGCCGAUUAUAUGCUAGGUUGUAAUAUUUUUCCAUGUUUCAGGUCCUAUUAUGCGGAGAAGGCUUGAGAGCGAGUUUUAUGCAUUUGUAGACCAAAAAGAGACCAAAAACAAAAGUCACGGUCAGCACCUUGAAAAGUCACGACUUUGAAACACCUCAAAAUGGCCGUGACAUACUUACAAAGGCUGUGACAUACUUCCAAAGGCUCUGAUAAAAAAUCAUGACAGUGAAUUUCCCAAUUGUCAUGUGACUUCUCAUAAGCGACUAGUUGAGACGGUUCAUAUUUUAAAGUCACUGCCAGAAAUCCCAAAGUCACAGUCGUGACUUCUACCAGCGACUUUGCCACUGUCGGGUAUAACUAAACGUUUGGAAAUUUUCCGAAAGGAUAGCUGCGUUUUUUAUAGAAAACAUAAGAGAAAAGAACCGUAGAGAGAGUGCGACUUAGAGAGUUCUUGGAGCGAAGCUCGAUGAACAAGCUUAGAAGAGGAGAUUGAAGAUCACAAGAUAAUUUUCAUCAUCAUUAUGUAGUUCUUCCUUUCCUUUGUAUUUUCUUCUCUCUAUAUAGUGAAGUUCCUCCUUGUUUGGGUAUGAGGAACUCUGGUCAUGAUUUGUUGAAUUGAUGAUUAUAUGAUACUCUGAUUCGUUGAACUCAAAGUUUAUAUCUAGUUUAUGCACGUUUCAAUGAAUUGUUUGAGUCUUAAAAAGUUUUGAUAAUUUUUGCUUUGACCUAGAUGAGAGAAUAUAUAACUAGGUUGAUAGAGUGAACAUCAAUUGGAAGUAGGGAGUCGACUAUACGAUAGUGAGUUGAUCCAUUGCUUUGUAUUGGAUGUGAAUCCAAUAUAGGGAGUAUAGUUUGAAUUGCCUUGGGAGAUUAUCUAAGUUGAUCAUAGAGUCCCUCUAAGAAGUCUAAUCAAGAUUCAAGACUUGUUAAGGACUCUUCAUAUUAUAAACAAAGAGUGAAAUGAAGUAGAGAAUCAUCAAUCAUUAAUCCAACAAGUGACUAUAGGGAAUCAAUACUCAAGUCAAAUGUCAUCAUUGUAUUUUUAGUUUUUAGUUGUUUGAAAUAAUCAUUUCUGUACCUAAAUCGGCUAGAUAAUAAAUUGAAGUUGAGUACUGGUACAUCUAGAGGUCCGUGAAUUCAUAUAAUUAGAACUCAAUAAAUUAAAGUUGAGUACUGGUUCACUUGGCUUGUGUUAGGAGUAGUAGUUUAUAGCGAUCACUCUAUUAAAGCUCUGAAGAUUAAAAAUGACAUGAUUCAUACUCAAAAGAUGAAAAAAGAUGAAAAAAUUCCUCCAAGAUGGCCCCGCAUGUCAACUGAGAAGUUUCCUUGGACAAAACAUGAUAAAUAGUCAAUUACGAGUCACCACAAAAUGCAACAACCAGAAAAUUAUGUAUUAGACACCAUUUCAUAGCAUAUCGUAAAACGAGUAGUUUCGCAACAAAAUCAUAUGAGAUACAAUCAUACAAUUUACUACAAAAGUGGUGCGACUUUAUUGGUUGGACUUCAUAGCCCCAUCGAAGCAAACUAUGAUGCCCUCAAUGGGCAUGUGACAUUCUAGUUGUUCCUAUGAGCACCUUGGUUAAAGAGAUUAUUUCCUGAUAAGGGAUUAAGGGUUGUCUUCCUUCCUUCUUCUCAACCUUUUGUCCCUCUGUUGUCCUACAUUCCUCUACUUGAGCUACCAGUUACAGAAUAACACCGAAGCUUGGAAUAAUUUGAAAUCAUAGACGACUUUGCAUCAUCAUUUUCAUAUAUGUCAGAGGAGGGAAAUCGUGUGGACUAUGAUUACCUUGGAAAUAUGAGGGAAAAAGAGCAAUGAUUUCCGUUCAUUAUCCAUCGUAAGUAUUCUCGUGGAUAAUCUUAUUUGUUCUCAUCCUACUAUUUGUCAUAAUUCCUUAGUAAUCCUAUAAUAAAACACCAUGGGUCAUAUCUUCUACUGGAUUACAACAGAGAGGGCAAAAGCUUGCAAUGGAAAUCUCUUUAUUGAAGAGAAUACCUCGCAAUGGGAGAAAGCCACAAACAAGUCUUCAAAGAAAAAAAAAAUUAGUUUUAGAGGGACUAAGACAUUCCACAAGAAUUUCCAAAAUUUGGUGUACAAGUAGUCUGUAAUGGGGUUGUGAAAAGGGUUAAUUUCAUAAGAGAAGAGGUGAUAACCUGAUUUCACCAUGUAUUUACUACAUUUGUCAUUGGUGUCAAAUAAUUCUGUUGUCGCUCAGAGUAGUUGGAAGAAAAAUAGAGUAUCAUUUCAACAAAUGGGGGUCAAGGAGAGCUUGAAUACACUUCACAAGACAACACUCAUCAUAGGUUCAACAAGCGAAGAAAUCAUAGGAUGGUCUAGAAGAGCUUCUACAAUACGAAAUGGGGUUGAGGGAGGAUCCAGUAGUAUGUAGAUCCUUGAACCAUAUCAACUUGUCGUCUAAGACAUUUUCUCAACAAAUUUAUACUUACUAAGAUACCUUGCCAGGAUUAAAAUGGGCGAUUAUUCGCUCUUGCUAUCAAAAAGUGGUCAUUCAGGUGGUAUUUGACCCUUUGAAGUUUUAUCCAAAGUAUUCUCAGGCUCUAACAAAAUUCUCCAAGCUUGUUUGGCUAACAAGCUAUGUUAAAUCUAUUGUCAUAGAAGUCCGACCUCCCCUCUUGAAUUUACUUGUACACAAUUAUGGCCAAGAUAUCCAUUGCAUACCAUCGUCCUUGUCAUGAUUAGCCCACCAAACUUGUACACAAUAUAGAUGUGAGUUUGAAGCACGACAUAGCAAAUAUUUGAGUGGCAGUUCGUAUGAAUUUAAUGACCACCUUUUUUGCUACUAGUGACACAUUUUUUAAUUUCUAACUUUGAAUGUGGGCCGCCAAGGAUUCCUCAUUGUAUUAAAAUGUAAGCAUUUCAAAGGAGUGUAUAUGGGAAGGGAGGUCAAAAUAUUUAUUAUGAGUUCCGAUCUUUGAUACUCCCAAGGCACUAUCAAGUCUGAAGCUUCUAAAUGCGAGAAAUUUGAGCUAAAAAAUACUACAAAAUUUUGAAAAUCCACUCGAUGGCAACUGUGAGCUUCAUAAAUCUGAAGAAGAACACCGUAUCUAGUUUGGCCCUGCUGUAGUUUUUGCAGAAGCAGUUUCUGGUUGGAGCUUUUAGAUAAGUAUUUAAAAAGAAAAAAACAGUUUAGUGUUUGGCUGUAAAACUAUUAGAAGUGUUUUUUAAUAUGAGCGAUUGUGUAAAAUGACUAUAAAGGACAUAUAAUAUAAAAUAUGAAUAAAAAUUCUAAACAAUAAGAAGUAGUCAAAAUGGAUCUUGUUAGAUUUAUUUUAUAUUAAAUAAUCAAUGUUGUCAGAACCAAACCGGAGCAUGAUCCGGUAAUGCGAACGGCUCGUACUUUAGUGGUCCAACCGGCAUUAGACCGUUUAAAAACCGUUAAAGAACCGGUACCUAAUAAACGUUAUCAGUAUAA
Messenger RNA from Linum trigynum, 12091 nucleotides. The record is from the annotation of a GenBank genome assembly. NCBI's taxonomy places the organism in Eukaryota, Viridiplantae, Streptophyta, Magnoliopsida, Malpighiales, Linaceae.